UUUCCUUUUCUAUGGGGAAUUCCCAAAUAGUAAGUUAGUCAAAGACUGAAGCAUCCACAAAUUUGGAGUCGCCACGUUGUAAUUUGAAGAGGCGAUGAUGAGUGAAGAGAAAAGGGUGACAACCAGCUCGUAAGAUUUUAUAUAUUAUAUGGUAUCGUCUAUAACAGUUCUUGUAUUAGAUUCUGCUGUAAACAGAGAUUAGAGUAAACAUGGCCAACGAACCUAACAGCUUCAGUUGCAGCAUAUGUCUUAAUGAAUAUAAUAAGCCUAAAAUAAUUAAUUGUUAUCAUACGUUCUGUGAAUCAUGCCUGGGUGAUUAUGUAGCCCAGGCCGCGACCAACAACAAGUUCGCCUGUCCACUGUGUAGAAUGGAAAUCACGGUGCCUGAUGGAGGAGUCAAGGAUUUCUCCGCGAACUUUUACAUUACAGACACACCCCAAGUAUCUCCCCAACAACCAGUCGAAAUUCAACAGACCUCUAGACAUAUGUGUACUCUACAUUUGAGAGAAAGGGAUAUAUUUUGUUGUAAUUGUUGCGACGCCGUAUGUAGCGAAUGCUUUUUAUUUGGACAUCCCGGCCAUUCCAGAGAACCUGUUCACGAUGUUGAAAAUAUACUGAUAAGAAAACUUACACAGUUGAGAGAAGAUAUUCAGGCUAAUAUUUUGAAAGAUCAAGAAACUGUGGCCUCUGGGACAAGGAUUCGGAAUAAGCAACCCUUCAAGAAAAAAGAAUCAAGGGCAUGUCUUUCUGUAAGGAUAAAGAGAAAUGAAGCCCUGGAAAGAAGAAUAUCAAAAGUCUUGGCAAACCACAAUCUGUAUGAAAUGCUAGACGAAAUCAGUAUAUUUGGACUUAUAUUGGGCAGUGCUAGAAAUGAGUUGAACACAACACAUGUAGUUUCUCAUCCAACAGCGGAUACAAACCGUGGUGAAUUGUUGGCAGAAGACAAAGAGGAACAUGCUACAGAAUCCGACGAACUGGAUGAAGGAGAUGAUCUGAAUUCAUUAGUCAGAUUGCCUGGCGAAUAUAGCCCGAAUGUACGAACAGAGGAUGAUGGUGGUCGAGUAUUCGAAUCAGAUGAACCGAAUUAUAAUCUACAACCAGAAGAUUUAAAUGACAACUCUUCACAUGGACCUGACAUUAGCGACCAGUAUGAUUUAUUGGACUUCCCUGUACCCAGACAAAUCAUUUACUUUCAUUGUAACACAAUUAUUCAGAGGUUCGAUAUAAAUGUCCAUGGCAAGAAAAACAAAUCGUUAAGCAGUCCAACAUUUGAUAUUCUAGGCGAAUUGUGGUCUUUGGAAUGUAAAUACGAAAAUCGACAUCAAUGUCGAAAAUCACUUAAUUUAAGAAUUUCUCUUAAACACAUGUCAAGUAGUUCAUCAUCAAUACUCGCCAAAUUUACCAUGGUACUAAAUGCACGAAGAACCGAGCCUGUGGUAAAUGAAAAUGGGUUUAACUUCACCCGGCGUUCAAAUAUUUACCAAUGUUUUAAUUCACAAAUAAGACAUUCCAAUUCAAUCACCUUAACUGUAAUUUUCCAUGAAGUCCAGGUUCCGUCUAGCUCGGGUAUUUAUAUAUCUCGAGUCCCAGUGGCCCCUACUCCUAUUCAUACGGAACCUGCAGGACUUUUGAUUUUGUUUGUAUUGGGUUUGAUCCUGAUAAAAAUUCUAACCUGAACAAUUAGAAUGUGCACGAAUUUGAGCUUUUAUUAUUAAUAAAAAUGAAUUUCUGUGAUGUCCGACAUGAAAGUAAGAGGAUCAUAUAAAAGAGUGCUCGGAGUUCAUGUGCUUUAAUGGAACGUUUCAGUCACUUGUGGAUCUUUACUCAAAUAUGACGUUUCAAUGUGUGCAAAACAUAUCGUGAUCCAAAAGAUGUGAUUUGUCGUGACGAAACGGACCUCUUCUAAUGACGUGAUAUGGAUAACCUAAAUAACUUUUAUCUAGUUCAAGGGCGAUAAACCGGUGUUAGCUCGGAGGUCUCAGAACUGGUUAGAUCUGGUUAUCCCAGUAGUAAAGACAAUGAUGUAAAUUAGUUUAUGUAUUUAAUAUUGUGUCUAUUUAUUAAUCACUGGAGUCCUCUAGGUAGUUUAGGUAUAAAUGAAAUACAGCGAGAUCUUACUACAAAGGUUAGUUAGAAUACAGAAAACAUAGAGUGGUUUCUCUAGCAAACCUGCCGUGACUGCCAGCGGUGAAAAACUGUUAGUAGUUUUUAGAAAUGGUUCUUGGUUAUAUUAUGGAAUUUGUGGAUAUCAAACCACGAAGUUCAAAUUUUUAAAUUCAAAGUUGUAAAUUUUAUAGCUAGCUGAAUUCUUAUUUUUUGUAGUAACUAUGUAAUGCUGUAGUGGGUGUUUAGAGCCAUUCUGGUUACCAUAGUAUUUUAUUCAUAAAUAAAUGACGUGACAAAGA
Molecule: messenger RNA, 2405 nt
Organism: Patella vulgata (common limpet)
Lineage: Eukaryota; Metazoa; Mollusca; Gastropoda; Patellidae
Product: tripartite motif-containing protein 43C
Exons: 2
Coding region: 210-1676 (488 amino acids)
Molecular function (GO): zinc ion binding
Source: RefSeq, a predicted model, not a curated record